Marchantia polymorpha subsp. ruderalis is the source of this 3998-nucleotide messenger RNA. The record is from the annotation of a GenBank genome assembly. NCBI's taxonomy places the organism in Eukaryota, Viridiplantae, Streptophyta, Marchantiopsida, Marchantiales, Marchantiaceae.
UCUUGAGAGCGUGGAGCUGUCGGCAUUCGGCGCAAUUCUCUCUCCUUUCGCUGGGAAUCGAUUACGCGCUUUUUAUCGACCGGCGGUUUGGCACCGCGAAGGAAGGAGGAGGACGAGGAGGGAGGACGAGGAAGAUUGCUGCUGGUGGUGGUAGGGCCCCGGGGAGGCAGGCGAGGCCUCAACGGCUCGCGCGCUCUGUCAAGUGGAUUCGCUGCGAGCGAGAAUGCAAUGGUUUAGAACGGAGUCGCAGCAUCUUCUGUUAAUCCGCAGUGCGGCCUCGCAGGUUCUUCCCUCGCCCGGAUUUACGGGUGGAUGAUAUUAUGGUUUCUCGUGCACGCCAGCUCCUCUCUUGUGCUGGCCCUGAGUAGUGCUGCUGCUGCUGCAGCUUGUGAGUGAGUGACUUAUCUCGUCGAGCUGAUUAGUCGAAAUUUUAAAGGAAGUGCGUGGGUGCGUGUGCGAGACCAGAGGAGAGCGACAAGCCUUCGUGUACUCUCAAGUGAACAAGAAUAGUUCUUAUCUGAAUGAAGAAAAAUGGUGGCAUUUAGUGAAUACCUUUUGAUUGAUCAUAAAAGUUUACAGGAAGUCGAGGUUUCUUGCAGGAGUCUCGACUCUCCGUAUCGGCAGCGGCAUUCUCAGGUGUAGGAUAUUUAUUACGCCUGGAAGUUUUAAGGUUUUGUAGCGUAGCGGAGGAGGUCGAUAGAUUGAUUGGUCCGUUUGCAUCAGGGGGAUUGGUUGACAGUAGUCGCGUGAGCCGCAAACUGUCGGUCGAGGUGCAAAGCAGGGAGGAAGGAUACGCGUACGUAGCGUGAGACGGUCUGUUGGUGAGAGAUGGCGCCCAGUGCUCCAGACCCGCUUAUGAGAAUGCUUUCACUUUCGGACGGGCCCGUAGGCUCUCCAUUUCCAGAUUUGGAGCUCGAUCUGUCGGAGGAUGAUAUCAGAGAAACCGCGUAUGAGAUCUUCGUGGCAGCAUGCGGACAUAAUGCACUCAGUGCCCGAACUCAGGCUCCCAAGUCGAAGGCGGGAUUGACCUCGGUCUCCUCUCUGACCGCUAAGGGCUUCAGAAAGGCCGCUGUGGCGAUGGGAUCCAAGAGAGAUCGACCGAUGCAUCCCGCGGGGAAGGGAAAGAAACCCCCUACAACGGCCGAGAUAGUACAGUAUCAAAUGCAGAUUAGCCAAGAGAGUGAAAGUCGAAUUAGAAAAGGCUUGCUGCGCGCUUUCACUCAUCAGGUUGGGAAGCCCGUCGAGUGCCUGUUAGUACCGCUGGAACUUUUGCAGAUUAUCGGGCCCUCAGAUUUCGUGAAUCCCGCACACUACAGCCGAUGGAGACUGAGGCAGCUGCGGGUGUUAGAAGGUGGUUUGCUGAUCUAUCCUUCAAUUAGAAAGGAAGGUAGUGAUAAAACUCUGGACCAGAGACUGCAGAAAAUGCUACAUGAUCUGCAACAUAGUUCCGUUGACACUGGCAAAAGUAGUGAAGAAAUGAGCGCCUUAAGAAUGGCUGCAUUGGCUAAAGCAGGACGAUCAGUCAGUGGGGAACACCCGAGUCCUCACCUACACUGGGCAGAUGGUUACCCCUUGAAUGUUAGUCUUUACCUGGCGCUCUUGUCAUCCGUCUUUGACACUUUGGAAGAAGGGCAGGUAAUUGAGGAGAAAGACGAGGUACUGGAAGCGUUCAAGAAAACCUGGGGUAUUUUGGGUAUUAACCAGAUGCUACACGAUCUCUGCUUCAUGUGGGUGCUUUUCAGUCAGUUUGUUGCAACUGAACAACUCGAGGUCGGUCUGCUGGAGGCUGCGGAACAUCUGAUGAAGGAAGUUGCCUUACUAGCCAAGAAUAAUGUAGUUGUUCAAGGGAAAGAGGCUCUCAAGACAGCCCUCACGAGCAUUCACUCGUGGGCAGAAAGAAGAUUAUUAGCUUACCGUGAGACAUUCCCAAAAGGAGCUAGCGGAGUCAUGGAAGCUUUGUUGUCGAUUGGACUCUUAGCAGGUAGAAUUCUAGCAGAUGAUGCCAACCAAGUAUCGCAGCGCAAACAGAAGGAUUUGUCGAAUUAUGAAAGUGAGAAGGUUGAGCUGUACAUAAGGUCAUCUCUUAAAGCUGCCUUCGCUCAGAUGAUGGAAACAACGGACACAAGAAGGAGGUCCUUCAAGAAUGGUGGUGUCUCUCGCCCACCUUUGAUGGUUCUAGCAGCAGAUAUCGGACAGCUUGCCGAGGAAGAAAGGCUGAGAUUCAGCCCCGUCCUGAAACAGUGGAAUGCAUGCGCUGGAGGUAUAGCAGCUGCAACACUUCAUGCGUGCUUCGCUAGGGAGAUAAUGCAGUUUUUGAGUGGUCGCCAAACCAUCGGUCCAGAGGUACUUCAAGUUCUGCAAGGAGCUGAUACUCUCGAAAAGGAGCUCGUUCAGAUUGCAGUCGAAGACGCUGUAGAUGCAGAGGAUGGUGGAAAGGGGCUGAUGCGCGAAAUGCAACCCUAUGAGUGCGAGACUACUAUUGAAAAGCUUUCAAAGGAUUGGCUUCAAAAUGGCCUGGCACAACUUUUAGAGUGGGUUGGCAGGAACAUCCAAAACGAGGAGUGGAAACCUAAGGGUACACGGGAAGGUUACGCCCCUUCAGCUGUUGAGGUUCUGCGAAUGAUGGAGGAAACCAUGGACGCAUUUUUUGCACUGCCAAUCUCCCAGGACCCCCAGUAUGUCGAGCAGCUUGUAUCAGGCGUGGAGAGUGCUGUUCAGUUGUACUGUGAGAAAACGAUAUCUGCAUGUGGGAAAAAGGAGCGGUAUGUUCCAUCUUUACCUUCUCUUACGAGAUAUAACGCUUCAGCUUUCACGCAAAAAGGGGGCUGGCGAGCAGGGCUGCAUCUGCCGCCGAAAAGCAAAAUAGCAUCACAGGUUGGAGUUAAUUCAAAUGAGAGGCUUUCGGAACUAGAAAAUAUUUGUGUGCGAAUCAAUACUCUGUAUCACUUAGGCACUGAACUGCAGUACAUGGAAAAGAGGCUGAGAUACGGCUGGAAGAAAGAGGCGCCAUCCAGAAUGGAGCGAAACGGACACGAUAGCCCUGUCGCCGGUGAAUACAGCAGCUUCAAGGAAGUGGGAGUAGAGAUAGAAAAUGGAGUCCAGUUCUUGAUAGAGCUUUCUGCUUACAGAGCCGUUUUCUUUGACCUACAUCGUGUAUUUUGGGAGGGUCUUUAUGCCGGAGGUGUGGAGAGUGCCAGGAUGGAGAUUGUGAUUGAAAAGCUUGAAAGGCAACUCGAGAUCAUCGCAGAGAUUGCUGCUGAAGGCUUACGAAACCGGAUCGUAGGAGCUCUGAUGAAAGCCUGCAUGGAUUGUCUAGUGUUGGUCCUUCUGGCUGGAGGCCCUUCUCGAGCAUUCUCAAUCGAUCAUGCGGAUAUAUUGGAAGAAGAUUUGGCAGCACUAACAGAUCUCUUCACAUGUGACGGAGACGGUUUGCCACAGGAUCUGGUGGACGGUGCUACGGAACAGAUUCGAGGUGUCUUGACUUUGUUUCAUCUCUCAACUGAGAAACUAAUAGAAAGACUUCGAGACGAGUAUCCAGAAGCAGACGUAGGUUCUGCGAGCAGAUUCAAAUUCGCCGCGCUUCCACGUACAACAGGUGAAUGGGGUCCGACAGAUGCCAACACUAUUCUACGUGUUCUUUGUUACAGGGGUGAUGAUCAAGCUUCUAAAUACUUGAAGAAAACCUUCAAUCUCCCAAAAAAGCUCUCUGGAACAAAGUAGGAGCAAGUGUAGUAUAAUUAGCAGCAUGGUCAUUCUUCAGCGGGCAUCCGAGACGUUCCACGUAGUGAUUGUCUCGCGCUUUUGCACGUUAUUGUAGACGAGAAGGUGGAUAUGAAGUCUCUUCCUUCCUGUACAGUUGGUUUAGUUGUAAAUGCUUCUGGGGUCUCACUUAGACAUAACCCAUUUGUCUCCUAAGUAGAGUAAAGAAGGCUUGGUUAUAUGUGUACUUCCUGAUUAGAGGGACUUGAUCCAGCAAUUUUUGAGAAUUCAUCUUACCC